Exophiala viscosa is the source of this 2248-nucleotide messenger RNA. RefSeq lists its product as uncharacterized. NCBI's taxonomy places the organism in Eukaryota, Fungi, Ascomycota, Eurotiomycetes, Chaetothyriales, Herpotrichiellaceae. Bases 82 to 1956 code for a protein of 624 amino acids. The transcript has a single exon. The record is from RefSeq and is a predicted model, not a curated record.
GUUGGGUGGGACCAACAGCCAUGAUAAUGUUUGACCAAAAGUACAUAUUAUUGCAGCCUGCCAGCUUGCCACUUGUGAUGCAUGCACGACUCAAUUCACCACGAAAGCAACACUUUGGCAUCAGCCGUCAUGGUCGUGCCACAAGCCGACCCCCAAAGUGUCCGCCAUGAUGCUUUCAUCUUGCAAGACCCUACAACUUCACGCUACAACCAACAACUACCCAACACAAAAUGGGACGAAUUGAAACCCCUUAUUACAGAGAUGCACCAACUCGGCGCAACCCAUGACAUGAUUUUAGGGCGGCUCAAUCAGGCCGACGUUCACGUUACUCGAGGUCAACUGGAAAGGCGCCUGAAGCAAUGGGGGCUCACCAAAGACAACAAAGGUCUGAAGGCUCAUCCAGAACCAGCGCCUCACGCCGGGUACUCAAUGGGACCACCAUUGCCCCAAGAUGCAGCUUUUGCUUCGGAGGACUGCAAGACCUGGUCAGACUUUCAAGACAAUAAUUCAUUGCAGGCAGUCGUGCCGACUCACAGCCAGACCAAUAUUGAGCAAGGAGCCGGCCUCGAAGGCGCGGUUCCGAAGCUGGACGAAGACCCUGUUUCGCUGCUCUAUGCAUGGACUGAGGACGUGCAAAACACGGAAGAGGCCACCCCAAUUAUUGCAACGACUUCCGCGGCUCGGGACCACCUAGCAGCUGCAGAGACUGACCGAGAAGAAGGAGGCCAUAAAAGCUCCAGCAAUUCACGCCAAGCUACCGGUAGCCAUAUCACGACACCAACUACAGUCAUAAAUAGCCAGCAGAAUGCUGUUGAGAUCUCUCCGGCUUUGUUGUCGUCUUACCACUCCAGGCGCGAUCCCUGGCUCGAGUUGCCGCAAUAUACAAUAUCUGAUGCAAUCCGGAGAGUCCUGCUACAAUUCGAUAGACAAGACGAGACUGAAUUGACUCAGUUGAGGAAGCUGCACAACAUGGCAUUGGUCUUGUCCGCGUUGAAAAGUUCUACACUUGCCUUUGACGUCUUCUUCGAGAUUUUCCGCCGGCUACUAGUAAGUGACUCCAAAGAGUUCAGCCUUGAAGGAAAAUGCCGAAUUGCAUAUGCUGUCACCAACUGCGUCCGUUCUGCCGUGACUGGCCAGCAGAGGGAGCUCGUACGUGGCGCACUCUGUGUGCUGCACGUGGUGGUCGAAGACCUUCGGCAGAUGUACCCAUAUUGCAACGACGAGCUAAAGAUUCGCGCCUACCUCGACAGCAUGGAUGUGGAUAUCGAGAACGAGGAGUUCGAGGUUGAUGCGUAUUGGGCCAUCAAGGCUUUCAACCCGGCUUUACAAGAAGGAUUUUAUCGGUGCCCAAGGACAUUUUUUGACUUCUACAACGCAUCUGCCAGUGAUAUCCUGAGCCAUCAAUACCGCUGCGAGAGUCUUAAGCAGUCACUCCUCGGCGCACUGUCACUCAUUGAAGUAUAUACCCAGAACAACAGGACCAAGAUUGAGGGACUGUUCAGGGAAGACUGGGAGCACCCUACUAGCGAUGAGUUGUUCUCAGAUGAACGUUGGGUGGCCAAGAAGGGUACAGUUCAGGUCCUUGUUUGCCUGAUUUUGGAGAACGCCUACGGAGACCAAACGCUCACGCUUGACAAAGGCCAGGUUUGUGGUCCUGUUAGAGGCGCAGCCAUGAGGGACUGCGUAUCCGCAAGGACGGUGGCGGCGGUGUGCUUCCUCCUUUUUGGAUGGAGAAAGGGCUUUAUCACGAAACCUGUUAUGACGGACAGCUUCCUCGCGCCCCCAACAGCACUAACUGACUUUAGCUCCUCCCUUUCGAACUUGCUUCCCCAGACAAUCACAGAACUCCGUAGGCUUGCUUACCAACGCACAUCGCGCAUGGACGAGUAUGAAGACCUCAUCAAGUUAUUACCUUACUCAGUUGGCCGCGGCUUCGGGGGACGAUAUUGGAUGUGAUCAACUUGUCCGCAAUGAGAGCCUUGUGGGCAUCGCGGCGCUUCUCGGCGACGUCAUGACUAUGGAAGAGGUGAAUACCUUCCUCAGAGCGGACGGCAACUGGCCUGCCGAGUUACGUCCAGUCAACGUUGAUAGGACCACAUCGCCGCUGCAAACUGAUCCUUCUGUCGACGAUCUUAGUACCUACGUCCCAGGUAUUGCAGCAACCUUGGCUCCGAGUCUUGGAUCCUCGAAAAGCUCUGGCUACAGGUCAAUGAAAGGGAUGUCCGUUCGUAUUGGGCAGAAAUUCCCC